Necator americanus (New World hookworm) is the source of this 315-nucleotide messenger RNA. RefSeq lists its product as uncharacterized. The record is from RefSeq and is a predicted model, not a curated record. NCBI's taxonomy places the organism in Eukaryota, Metazoa, Nematoda, Chromadorea, Rhabditida, Ancylostomatidae. Bases 1 to 315 code for a protein of 104 amino acids. The transcript has a single exon.
AUGACCAUUGGUACUGGAAGAGAAGGUAUUCGAAAAUGUUCCCGAUAUGCCGGGAAGUGUGAACAGUUGAACGGCGACACUCAAAGUGAAGGCGCCGAUGGCCGGGAGGGGGAGGAGCGGCCGGGCCUCGCCAGGCCGGCGACGGCCGCGGGCGUCUGCCUGCAUGAUGCGCCAGGAGGAAACUGCGGAUUCGCAUUUUCUCCGGGUUCGACGAGGGGAAGUAAGGCACGGGGCGGGGCUCACGGCGGCAAAAGGACGAUGGACGGGGAUAUCGAUGUGCCGGUGUACAGGCCGAGCCGGCCGCAGCUCCGAUGA